This is a messenger RNA of Limulus polyphemus (Atlantic horseshoe crab), 1169 nucleotides long. RefSeq names its product A disintegrin and metalloproteinase with thrombospondin motifs 20-like. The coding region runs from base 134 to 1087 and encodes 317 amino acids. Gene Ontology annotation, molecular function: metalloendopeptidase activity. The transcript is spliced from 6 exons. The record is from RefSeq and is a predicted model, not a curated record. Gene Ontology annotation, biological process: extracellular matrix organization. Gene Ontology annotation, cellular component: extracellular matrix. Lineage: Eukaryota; Metazoa; Arthropoda; Merostomata; Xiphosura; Limulidae.
CUUGUUCAUGUCUUUUAUCUAGUGUUCUCAGUCCUGUGGAAAAGGAAUACAGGUCAGGGUAGUUACCUGCAUCAAUCUUGUUAAACUUCAAGUUCCUUUACAACACUGCAAUCCUUCUACACAACCUGCAAGAAUGCAGUUAUGUUUUUCUCAUCCAUGCUGGACUUCUGAGUACCAAACUCGUUGGUAUCUUGGCCCAUGGGGUUCUUGUUCAGUGAGUUGUGGGUCUGGAAUUCAGCUUCGGGAAGUACUGUGUGUUAACCAGUUGGAAAAGUUGGUUUCUUAUGAUCACUGUGAUGGACCAUUGCCUGAAACUCAGCAACAAUGCAUUCAACCAUCUUGUCCUGAGUGGAUAUUGACUAAUUGGACAGAGUGCUCAACAACUUGUGGAUGGGGAAGACAAGAACGUUUUUAUUAUUGCCAUCAAAACAAUAAGUCAGUUGAUUUUUCCAUGUGUGGGCCAUCAACUCCAUCUGAAAUCAAAUCCUGCAAAAUGAGAUCUUGUAUUUUUCAUUGGAGAAAGGGAAAGUGGAAUAAAUGCAGUGCCACAUGUGGACAUGCAGUUAAGAAACGUAAAGUAAUUUGUACUGACCUCCAUGGUAAAGUCACUGAAGACAAGAUGUGCAUGCCCAAACAGAAACCCAGGCUAACUCGGAAAUGCAGGCACAUUCCACCAUGUCCUUACAUAUGGAAGACUGGAGAAUGGUCUUUGUGCAAUAGAUCAUGUAAUCCAGGGAUUCAGAUUCGUACAGCAGGUUGUUACCAAGUGAAUCUGUAUGGGUGGGUGGACCCCAAACCUCUUGCUCGUCUACUUGACCACAACCAAACAUGGUGUGAUGAAAACAGUCGACCCAAGCUGAUAAGGUCAUGCAACCUUGGGAACUGUAAUGAUGGAGUUGCAUGGAAACCUGGGCCCUGGCAACCAUGUUCUGUUACUUGUGGUACUGGAAUGCAGAAAAGACGUGUUCCUUGUUAUAACCUAAAUGGGCAAAAGAUCAACAGAAAAUACUGUCAUCAUUCCAUGAGACCAAUGAGAAGAAGAAAAUGCUACAAGAAACCAUGUAAGCUUUCAAUUUGGAAAAAGUAGUGAACAAGUAUUAACUUAUGUUGUAAAAAUAUUAUAUUUUAGUUAUUUGUAUUUUUAAUUAUAGAAGAAGAAACAUAUUUUU